Molecule: messenger RNA, 1992 nt
Organism: Caenorhabditis sp. 36 PRJEB53466
Lineage: Eukaryota; Metazoa; Nematoda; Chromadorea; Rhabditida; Rhabditidae
Source: the annotation of a GenBank genome assembly
AUGAUCGGAGUGGCCUACAUUUGCUACUGGACCGGCGUGCUGCUCAUCGAGUGUCUCUACGAGAGCGGCGAGAAAAAACGCAAGUCGUACCGAGAAAUUGCGGAUUUCUACAAGCCCGGAUUCGGGAAGUGGGUCCUGGCCGCUCAGCUGACCGAGCUGCUCUCCACGUGCAUUAUUUACCUGGUCCUGGCCGCCGAUCUUUUGCAGAGCUGUUUUCCCAGUGUCGGUGAGUCACCAACCCUUGGCUGUGGCGGGCGCAUUCAAAGAAAGAUCAAUUUGAGACAAGCCCGGCUGGAUGAUGCUCGUUUCGGCGGCUCUGCUCUCGUGCUCCUUCCUCGACGACCUCCAAAUAGUGUCCCGGCUCUCGUUCUUCAACGCCAUCUCCCAUCUCAUCGUCAACCUCAUUAUGCUCCUCUAUUGCCUUUCCUUCGUCAGGUAAUCAACCUACAGUACCGCCAGCCAGCCUACCGUACCCCUUUCCAGUCAAUGGUCCUUCUCGUCAAUCACGUUCGCCCUCAACAUCAACACCCUUCCGACGAUCGUCGGAAUGGUUGUCUUUGGCUACACUUCUCACAUUUUCCUGCCCAACUUGGAGGGAAACAUGGCGAAACCGGCCGAGUUCAACAUGAUGCUCAAGUGGUCGCACGUCGCCGCCGCCGUCUUCAAAGUCGUCUUCGGCAUGCUCGGAUUCCUGACGUUCGGCGAGCUUACUCAGCAGGAGAUCUCCAAUUCGCUGCCGAACCAGUCGUUCAAGAUCCUCGUCAACCUGAUUCUCGUCGUCAAGGCGCUUCUUUCGUACCCGCUUCCGUUCUACGCGGCCGUCCAAUUGCUCAAGAACAAUCUGUUCAUGGGCUUCCCGCAGACACCCUUCACCAGCUGCUACUCCCCGGACAAAUCGUUGAGGGAAUGGGCAGUCACCCUUCGAAUCAUCCUCGUCCUCUUCACUCUUUUUGUCGCUCUUUCGGUGCCGUAUUUGGUCGAGUUGAUGGGGUUGGUCGGAAAUAUUACUGGUGAGUGCGUGCCCAAUCAUCAUCUCACUUUUCGAUUUUUUGAAAAUUGGCAUAAACCCUUGACGGUCACGGGUAAGGGGCAUUUUUUUAAAAUUGGCAUAAACCCUUGACGGUCACGGGUACAGGGCAUUUUUUUUAAAUUGGCAUAAACCCUUGACGGUCACGGGUACGGGGCAUUUUUUUAAAAUUGGCAUAAACCCUUGACGGUCACGGGUAAGGGGCAUUUUUUAAAAAUUGGCAUAAACCCUUGACGGUCACGGGUAAGGGGCAUUUUUUAAAAAUUGGCAUAAACCCUUGACGGUCACGGGUCGGGUACAGGGCAUUUUUUAAAAAUUGGCAUAAACCCUUGACGGUCACGGGUAAGGGGCAUUUUUUUAAAAUUGGCAUAAACCCUUGACGGUCACGGGUACAGGGCAUUUUUUUUAAAUUGGCAUAAACCCUUGACGGUCACGGGUACGGGGCAUUUUUUUAAAAUUGGCAUAAACCCUUGACGGUCACGGGUAAGGGGCAUUUUUUAAAAAUUGGCAUAAACCCUUGACGGUCACGGGUAAGGGGCAUUUUUUUUAAAUUGGCAUAAACCCAUUGGCAAAAUGUUCGAAACUCUUGAAAUUUUAACUUUGCCCAAUUUGCUUCAAAAUGAUUUCACAGCUAUAGAAGCCGAAAAACACUAUGGGACCUACUGGAAGCUUCUGCUCUUCCACCAGAAAAACCAACUCAAAUAGACCUGAAAGUCAUUUUUGAACUACUUUCAGGGACAAUGCUCUCGUUUAUUUGGCCGGCGCUGUUCCACUUGCACAUCAAGGGAGCCACCCUCAACAAUUUGGAUAAACGGUUAGCUUUUGCCACGUCACACAAAAUACAUUAUGUUUUUUUGUGCAGUUUCGACCAAUUCAUCAUCAUAAUGGGCAGCAGUGUGUGCGUUUCGGGCGUCUACUUCUCCUCGAUGGAACUUCUCCGAGCCAUCAAUUCUGCUGAUUCUUAG